Rhea pennata is the source of this 5200-nucleotide messenger RNA. It is a transcript of the gene RSBN1, whose product is annotated as round spermatid basic protein 1. The transcript has 7 exons. The record is from RefSeq and is a predicted model, not a curated record. Gene Ontology annotation, cellular component: nucleus. Lineage: Eukaryota; Metazoa; Chordata; Aves; Rheiformes; Rheidae. The coding region runs from base 1 to 2124 and encodes 707 amino acids.
AUGGCUGCGCAGGUCGCUGCGGUGCGCGCCGUGUCGCGGGCCCCGGAGGAGCCGCCCCCGCUCCCCUCGGGGGACCGGCCUGGCCGGCCUCGUGGCGGCGGGCGGCGGCGGCGGGGCGCCGCGGGCGAGGCGGCGGGCGGCAAGCGGGCCCGACUGAGCCAGCAGCUGCUGGCAGGGCCCGGCCCGGCGGAGCCGCUGCCCCCGGCCGGCCUGCCCGUCGCCGCCGCCGCCGCCGCCGGGCUCUUCACCUUCUCGCCGCUCAGCCUGGCGCCCGCCGCCGCGCUCGAGGAGCGCCGCCACCACCACCACCGGCACCGCCCCGCCGCUGGCCCCGAGCCCCGCCGCCCAGCCGCCGGGCCGCCGCAGAAGGCGCGGCGGGGCAGCCCCGCCGCCGGGCCAGCCGGGCGGCCCAGCCAGCGAGAAACUCCAGAUGAAAAUGGCAAAACCCAGAGAGCUGACACUCUUAUUAUGAAGAAGAUGAAGAAAAAAAAGAAAAAGAAACACCGGGAAGAUAUGAGGGGAAAACGCCUGAAGAUGUAUAACAAAGAAGUGCAGACAGUUUGUGCUGGACUCACUCGCAUUGACAAAGAGACUCUGACUCAAGGACAGUGUGAUACCUUGGAAGUGAACAAGGAAUCCUUCAGGUAUCUGAAGGAUGAGCAGCUCUGCAGACUGAAUUUGGGUAUGCAGGAAUAUCGAGUACCCCAGGGAGUACAAACGCCAUUUGUGACUCAUCAGGAGCAUUCUGUUCGCAGCAGCUUCUUAAAAACGGGCACUAAAUUUAGUAACUUCAUUCAUGAAGAACAUCAGUCUAACGGUGGCGCUCUGGUCCUUCAUGCUUACAUGGAUGAACUCUCAUUUUUGUCUCCAGUGGAGAUGGAGAGAUUUGCAGAAGAGUUUCUUGCUUUGUCAUUCAGUGAAAAUGAUAAAAAUGCAGCUUACUAUGCUCUAGCUAUAGUACAUGGGGCAGCUGCUUAUUUACCAGACUUCCUGGAUUACUUUGCUUUUAACUUUCCUAACACUCCAGUGAAAAUGGAAAUUUUGGGCAAGAAGGACAUUGAAACAACAACAAUUUCAAACUUUCACUCUCAGGUCAAUCGAACAUACUGCUGUGGAACCUACAGAGCAGGACCAAUGCGGCAGAUCAGUCUUGUUGGAGCAGUAGAUGAAGAAGUCGGAGACUACUUCCCAGAAUUUCUAGAUAUGUUAGAAGAAUCUCCAUUUUUGAGAAUGACUUUGCCGUGGGGUACUCUUUCUAGUUUGAGACUGCAGUGCAGGUCACAAAGUGAUGAUGGUCCCAUAAUGUGGGUGAGACCAGGAGAACAGAUGAUUCCAACAGCUGAUAUGCCAAAAUCACCAUUCAAACGGCGCCGCUCAAUGAAUGAAAUAAAGAAUCUCCAGUACCUACCUCGGACCAGUGAGCCCCGUGAGGUUCUUUUUGAAGACAGAACAAGAGCUCAUGCUGAUCACGUGGGUCAAGGAUUUGAUUGGCAGAGUACAGCUGCUGUAGGUGUUCUGAAGGCUGUACAGUUUGGGGAAUGGAGUGACCAGCCUCGCAUAACCAAAGAUGUGGUUUGUUUUCAUGCUGAAGAUUUCACUGAUGUUGUGCAGAGACUUCAGUUGGACCUGCAUGAACCUCCAGUGUCACAGUGUGUUCAGUGGGUGGAUGAAGCCAAACUAAACCAAAUGAGACGGGAAGGCAUUCGUUAUGCUAGAAUUCAGUUGUGUGACAAUGACAUCUACUUCAUCCCUAGAAAUGUCAUUCAUCAGUUUAAAACAGUGUCAGCAGUCUGCAGCUUAGCAUGGCACAUAAGACUUAAACAAUAUCACCCUGUGGGGGAGACUUCUCAAAACACAGAAAGCAAUUCAAGCUUGAACAAUAGCGUUCCUGGAAAGACAGAGCUGGAAGAUGAACCCCAAUGUGUGAGUAUAAAAAUAGAGUCUGAAGAACCAGGUAUAGAAAUGCAGCUUGCAACAGGGGUGCUCUCUUCCUCCUCCUCUUCCUCUGUUUCUUCAAUAUCAGGACUUGUGCAACCAGAUCAGAUGGCCCAGCCCCUUCCAGAUUUUAAAGCAGAGUCUGAUCCGCAACACAAUCCACAGGAUCAUACAGGCUCUUCUGUGUGAUAUGUACAUAAACAAACAUUUUUUAACAACUUUUUAAAAUUUUGAUGUGAAGUUAUAGUUUUAUAACUGGCUUAUGUUUUAUUGGAGAAAUCUUACCUAUAAUUCUAUAAAGAAAGGUGACAUUCCAAAAUGUCAAGCAUAUCUUUUUUACACAGAUUAUGCAAAAUUCAAGUUGUAUUUUAACCCCUUAGUACAACCUGUAACAGUGGUCUACCACUUCUUUCUGUUUAAGUAAAGAGAUAUUCAGUAUCUCCCCAAAGUCAGAAUGAAAUUCCUCCAGGAACAUAAAAUGAUUGAACUACAUUGGUCAGUGUUAUUUCCCUACUUUUACUUUAUUUCUAAUCUUCACCAUAAAGUGAUGUUUUUUAGACAACUUGCAAAGUGACUUUCCCAUCUCAUUUUAAUUGCUAAGAAAAAGAGGAAGCACAGCACUUUUGAUGAUUUGUAAUAUCUUUGGUAUGUCUGUUCUUGACAUUCUAGUUUAUAUACAAGUUAUUAGCUAUAGAAGUUGAUCUCUAUUUCUUACAGUCCUACAAAGGUAAUCUGUAAAAUUCACUGAAGAAAGUGUCUGAUCCUGUUGAAAUGUAAUGACUUGCUGACCUAACAUUUUUCAUAGCACUGCUUAUACUGUUUGGUGUGAGGAUUUUGCUUCCAAAAUGCAUCUUCCCAGAACAUGAUUAAUUCUAGUGGCAAAAUUAGAGAUGCUAUUGGUAGUUCUGUGGAGGAAAAUGCUAUCUUUGAGCACUUUAAGGCUUUAAAAUACUAAGCAACUUGGCAGCUUGUUUUGACCAGGUCAUAAUAAAUGUCCAAUGGAACCACACUUUCCCUGGUACUGAUGCACUUAAUAAAUAGCAUUGAGUUGAUGACUGACUUAUACAAUAAGUGUGUCCUUAUUUUAGGAAGUUCUGUGUUACUAUUUCACAAUAAAGUAUUAUGGCAUUGGACUGCUGUUUCCAUGUGUAGCUUUUGGGUGCCCAGGUACUGUGGAAAAUCAAUGGCACAUGCUAAAUAUGUAGUGUCAGCUAUGAACAAUUUAAAAAAAAUCUUUCAAUAUUUCUGAAUGUUAAUGUGUAAUCUGUAUUUGACUUUCACUCACCCCAUUUAUAAUUGUCCUUUCUAGUCAUCAAAAGGAAAAAUCCUGUCCUGUCCCUUCCCUCCUAACACCCUCUGCACAUUUAGAAUACAAGCUGGGUUUUGGUGCAACUGAAGUUGUCUCCAGAUAACUUUAUUUGUUCUAAUCCUCACUGGGGUAGGAAAGAUUUGAAACACUAUGUUAGACUAGACAAAAGCAAAGAUGCUGUGUUAGUUCUGAAUGCAUCUUUUUAAUAUCAAUUAUUAUUCUCUUUAUAAGGGUCUCUAAAAUAUGUUACUCUAUUAUAAAUCUUACUUUGUGCAAUAUUGUUUGUGUAGGCUUUUAUAUACAUAUUAGCACCUCUGUGUAGAGGUCACUAUUUUAAACUGAUAGAAAAAUAAUCAUCAGAAGAUACUGCAGUGAUUAGUUAGAACCUGUAUUACUCCUUACGUGUAUGUAUGUAUUGUCUUCGGUACAAAAAUGAGGACUAGGAAAUAUUUCAAUUUAAAACUAAUUUACAGAUUGAAGUGGUAGUGACUUGUUUAGUAAUCUGUGUAAAUAAGGUGUUAGAAUGGAAAGCUUUUAUGAUGAAAAGUAAUGUGAUUCAUGCAGGGGUAUAAUUUAAUCUUAGCAGAAAUUCUAGAUGAUCAAGAUUGGUUCAGAAAUGAGCCGUCUGUUCUCUGGUGGUUUUUUUCCACUUCUUAUGUUCAGAGGAAUUUCAUAGCUUUAAGGGUUGUGCAAAGUAAAAUUCCUCACAGGCAAUAGUGGUUUCAGUUCAUCCUUCAUAUUCAAAGAUCAUAUUACACAAGUAUGUUAUUUCCUUUUUACAAAGUCUGCUAGUCUUCCAAGUGCCCAUUUCCCUUCUCACAUGUGCUAUUCUUUGGUCAUGUCAGUAGAGGGACAUCAGUAAGGUGGCCAUUCUUUGACAGCCAGCACUGUGUAUAAUCACUCAGGAAUUGACAAAUCUGUAGCUCCUACAGUCAUUCUGCCCACGUAUCUUUAAAGGCAGAAUAAGAUUAAGAGCCAUUAUACACCAGCUUGUCUGUAUUAUUUUAGAACUUGAAAUAGAAUGAAAAGGGAAUCAAUUUGGAAGUCUUCUGUACAUUAUAUUAUAAUAGCAUGUUUUUAAAUGGAUAAAGGAUGACAACUAGAGUGGUUCAUGCUGCUUUUAAAACUGUAGCUUCCUUUAGUGAAAUCUGUGACUGCAGUCUGUCUGAAGUACUAGGAAAAUGCUCUGACUUUUCUUUGGAUGGAGGCAGAUGACCCAUUGUAUCAUGUUCUCCUUACAGUCAGUUCAGUUACUAACGUAAUAUCUAAUGUCAAAUUUAAAUGUAGAAACAUUGCAUCUUCAAAUGACUUGGGAGGAUGAUGCUGAUAUUAUUCUAGAAUAUUUCUGUAAGAUUGAGGCAGAGAGGAACAGACUUUAUAAAAAAUACUACGACCUUAAAUACAUUAUCAACUUUGGUAUGCUUAAUCCGAAGUGACAUACUACUUUCAAACUUCACCUCAGAUCUGCAUAUAAAGCAUGGGAGGGAUUGCUUGUGAAGCUCAUAGCCAAACUGUCUAGCCAGUGUUUCAUGAUUCCUUCACCUGCACUGAAAUCAGCAGAGCAGAAUUAGAACACCUUGAUGCGAAAGAUUAAAAUGUUUUUGUGAACAAUGUGUGGAAUACUGAUUUUAUAAGCUAUAGCUAUUUUAAAAUGAAAUAACAAAUUCAAGCCAUUUAGUGUUUGCUGAGCAAAAACAAAUCUCUGGCUAAGUCCAAGUAAAUAUUUCUGAAAAUAUAUCUCAUGUUAAAUAGAUGGCUGUUUGAUGAAUUUCUCAGAUUUCAUAAAACAGCUUACAUGUGGGGAUAAUCAAACUUUGGGAAACUUCUUAGGUUGUUUUAACAGUGCUCAGUUUUAACCUUCUGGAUAGAGGCAAAAAGUAUCAGUGCACUGGUCGGUUACUGUAAAUUGUCAUUUCUCUGUUUGAGGAUCUGCCCUGUGAUGUUUUUUUUUUUUUU